Messenger RNA from Populus trichocarpa (black cottonwood), 2723 nucleotides. RefSeq names its product subtilisin-like protease SBT3.5. The coding region runs from base 190 to 2526 and encodes 778 amino acids. Gene Ontology annotation, molecular function: serine-type endopeptidase activity. The transcript is spliced from 10 exons. NCBI's taxonomy places the organism in Eukaryota, Viridiplantae, Streptophyta, Magnoliopsida, Malpighiales, Salicaceae. Gene Ontology annotation, biological process: proteolysis. The record is from RefSeq and is a predicted model, not a curated record.
UUUCUAGAAAAUAAAUUUAAAAUGAUCAAUUGAGCUACUUCCCCGAUUGGUCUCCUCCCCCUUUACUCAUAUUCCUUCAUGCUCUAAUAUAUUGCAAAUGCAAUAAUGACCGACUUGUAAACCUUGACAAAAUUCCAGCACAUUAAAUUUAAAAAUACUUACUCGCAAACCAUCACUUCUGUUUGUGUGAUGGACCUCAAAUCAAGUAAAUGGAGGAGGCCAAGCAAAAAUCACUUCUUCACGAUCAUAGCAAUCUUUUUAAUUCAACACCAGCUACAUGUUUCUGUAAAAUGUGCUGAGGCCACAAAGAAAGUGCACAUUGUGUAUAUGGGAGAGAAAGAGCAUGAAGAUCCAGCAAUAACCAAAAAAAUUCACUAUGAAAUGCUGUCGACAUUGCUAGGGAGCAAAGAAGCAGCACGAAGUUCAAUUCUCUACAGCUAUAGGCAUGGCUUUUCUGGGUUCGCUGCAAGACUGACAGAGUCUCAGGCAGAAGAUAUUGCAGAGUUUCCUGGUGUUAUCCAAGUAAUUCCCAAUGGCAUUCACAAGCUCCACACAACUAGAAGCUGGGAAUUCAUUGGUCUCAAUCAUCAUUCUCCUCAAAAUCUGUUAAGGCAAAGCAACAUGGGCCAAGGAACUAUCAUUGGUGUAAUUGAUUCAGGAGUGUGGCCAGAAUCCAAAAGUUUUCAUGAUGAAGGCAUGGGGCCAGUGCCAUCUCAUUGGAAAGGAAUAUGUCAGCAGGGUGAGAGCUUCAACUCAUCCAAUUGCAACAGAAAGAUCAUUGGGGCUCGCUGGUUUGUAAAAGGAUUUCAGGAUCAAUUACCUUUUAACACAACUGAAAGCAGGGAAUUCAUGUCGCCGCGAGAUGGCGAGGGCCAUGGUAGUCAUACAGCUUCCACAGCAGCUGGUAAUUUUGUCGAGAAAGUAAGCUAUAAAGGACUAGCUGCAGGUUUAGCAAGAGGGGGAGCACCUCUUGCUCACUUGGCAAUUUAUAAGGUUUGUUGGAAUAUUGAAGAUGGAGGAUGCACUGACGCAGAUCUUCUGAAAGCAUUUGACAAAGCCAUACAUGAUGGAGUAGAUAUCCUAUCUGUGUCAAUUGGCAAUAAUAUUCCUUUGUUCUCCUAUGUUGAUAUGCGCAAUUCAAUUGCAAUUGGCUCCUUCCAUGCAACUUUAAAUGGGAUCUCAGUGAUCUGUUCUGCAGGAAAUGAUGGCCCUAUCUCACAGACAGUUGAGAAUACAGCACCUUGGCUCAUCACUGUUGCAGCCUCUACAAUUGACAGGACCUUUCCAACAGCCAUUACACUUGGAAACAACAAAACCCUCUGGGGCCAGUCUAUUACUACAGGUCAACAUAAUCACGGAUUUGCAAGCCUUACAUACUCCGAGCGCAUACCUUUAAACCCCAUGGUUGAUUCGGCAAAGGAUUGUCAGCCUGGGAGUCUAAAUGCAACAUUAGCAGCAGGAAAAAUCAUACUUUGUCUAUCAGAAUCAAAUACACAGGAUAUGUUUUCUGCAUCAACUUCUGUGUUUGAAGCAGGAGGUGUUGGACUUAUAUUUGUACAAUUUCACCUUGAUGGGAUGGAGUUAUGCAAGAUCCCCUGUGUCAAAGUAGAUUAUGAAGUAGGGACACAGAUAGUUUCCUACAUCAGAAAAGCCAGGUCUCCAACUGCAAAGCUGAAUUUUCCAAAGACUGUUGUUGGCAAAAGAGUUUCUCCGCGACUUGCAUCAUUUUCCUCCAGAGGACCAAGUUCAAUUUCUCCAGAAGUUCUUAAGCCUGACAUAGCCGCACCGGGUGUGGACAUCUUAGCUGCACAUCGACCAGCCAACAAAGACCAAGUUGACUCGUAUGCAUUCCUAUCAGGAACUUCAAUGGCUUGUCCCCAUGUGACAGGAAUUGUAGCUCUCAUUAAGUCUUUACAUCCGAAUUGGUCUCCUGCAGCCAUAAGAUCAGCACUUGUCACAACUGCUUCCCAAACUGGAACAGAUGGAAUGAAAAUAUUUGAGGAGGGCUCAACUAGAAAGGAAGCAGACCCAUUUGACAUAGGUGGGGGACAUGUGAAUCCUGAAAAAGCAGUGUAUCCAGGGCUUGUUUACGACACCAACACAAAGGAAUAUAUUCAGUUCCUUUGCUCCAUGGGCUACAGUAGUUCAUCUGUGACCAGGUUAACCAAUGCCACAAUCAACUGCAUGAAAAAAGCCAAUACUAGACUUAACCUCAAUCUUCCUUCAAUCACCAUUCCAAACCUGAAAACAAGUGCAAAAGUGGCAAGAAAGGUGACAAAUGUGGGAAAUGUUAAUUCAGUGUACAAAGCUAUAGUUCAGGCUCCAUUUGGCAUAAACAUGAGAGUUGAGCCUACAACUUUAAGUUUCAACAUGAACAACAAAAUCCUGUCAUACGAAGUUACUUUCUUUUCAACUCAGAAAGUUCAGGGAGGAUACAGAUUUGGGAGCCUUACAUGGACUGACGGCGAGCAUUUUGUUCGGAGUCCAAUAUCUGUACGUGCUAUGGAGGCAUAUGCAGAUGUGUAAUAUGGUAGAGAAAAUUGUAAUGCUAUCGAACAAUAACAAUAAUUCUUGCAUUUUGUACUUUCCUAAGUGAAGGAACAAGGAAAUGCUGCAAAAUCUACUGCUCAUCAUUGUGAUGUGUAAUCUACCCCGAGAGAUUACUCAAGAAGGCUUUAACAAGUAAUAAUGUUGUUGAUAUUUUGCUCAUUGCAUUAAUAGAA